CAGACGCCAAGCUUGACAUGACGGUCAGGGCUCAGUGUUCCCGAGGGCGACCGGGACUCCGGAGCUGGGGUGCGCGCCAUUCCGCCAUCCCCGAGGGCCUGGGCCACAGGGCACCUGUGCCAGCGGAUCGAGGAGACGGCAGCAGAGAGUUCCUGUGGACCUUCACUCGCCCCACUUCUGCCAACACCUGCUCGCUGGGGGAUAGUGGAAGGGCAGAGAGCGCCACGGAAGACAGACCCAGACACAGGCAGAGAUGGGGCUUCGCAUCUACGAGCCGAGGGGCGGGGCCGGGCAGCAGCCGCGAGAAGCCGGAGGAGAGACACCCGGAGCAGACUCCCCUCCGAGCUCGAGGGACCAAGCCUCGACACCCUCCGAUUUCAGACUCUGGCCUCCGGCACGGUGAGGGGACAAGCCUGUGUCAUUUGGGGCGUCCAGGUUUGGGGUGGUUACUGCGGGGUCACGGGUGGGCGGGGCUCACUUUGGUUCCACCAUGUGGCGUCCCGGUGGCCGCGAGGGUCACCCAGCCUGUGGCGGGCCGGGUGCUCCUCCUGCACGACCCUGACGGCUCCGAAGGUGAGCGGCUUGUCAGGCAUCAGCCGUCUCUUUCCAAGGAUCGGCUCAGUUCUUUGCCCGUUUCCCUGGCAUUUUAACCCUCCUGGGAUGUAUAUUCAUUUUUUUUAUACUUUGGUGACUUCUGUGAAAAUUCAUUUGAACUUGGCGUUUUGGAACCGCCAUUAAAAAAAAUGUCUAUUUAUUUAUUUUGAGAGAGGGAAAGCGCCAGUGGGGGAGGAGCAGAGGGCGGGAGAGAGAGAAUCCCAAGCGGUCUCCACGCGCAGCAGGGAGCCCAACGGCAGGGCUCAGUCCCACAACCUCGAGAUCACAGCCUGAGCCAGUGUCGAGAGUUGGAUGCUUCACCAACCGAGCCCCCCAGGUGCCCCUUGGAGCCACCAUUUUUUAGGAGCCAUCAGGAAGAUCAAUUUCUUGUGCGACAGGAAUGCGACUCUGAAAAGUAAACGAAACCUUCACAGGGUUCCCACUGCCAUUUCGGCUUAGAUUUUGGCGCCUGAUGCCGCUCGCGCCCAGCCGGACCCCUCCCCCCGUGCGGCUUGCACACCAGAGCCCUCGGGAAGAUGCCUUCCUGUGGAGUCUGCUGACCCGGGGUGCCGGCGGCCCGCCUUGUGGCUGCGGUGAGUUGGCUCCUGUCUGCAAAAUAUCCAGACUGAAGCUUGCCACUUUUGGUUCACAAUCGGGGGUCUCUGAGACUGUGCUCUUCCCGUGGACGCUGCUGUUCCCAUGGACCGUGCUGUUCCCGUGGACCGUGCUGUUCCCAUGGACGCUGCUGUUCCUGUGGACUAUGCUGUUCCCCUGGAUGUGGCUAACUGCUGUUCCCAUGGACGCUGCUGUUCCCAUGGACCGUGCUGUUCCCGUGGACCGUGCUGUUCCCGUGGACCGUGCUGUUCCCAUGGACCGUGCUGUCCCCGUGGACCGUGCUGUUCCCAUGGACUGUGCUGUUCCUGUGGAUGCUGCUGUUCCUGUGGACCGUGCUGUUCCCAUGGACCAUGCUGUCCCCGUGGACGCUGCUGUUCCUGUGGACUAUGCUGUUCCCCUGGAUGUGGCUAACUGCUAUUCCCAUGGACUGUGCUGUUCCUGUGGAUGCUGCUGUUCCUGUGGAUUGCGCUGUUCCCGUGGACCGUGCUGUUCCCACGGACUGUGCUGUUCCUGUGGAUGCUGCUGUUCCCAUGGACUAUGCUGUUCCCGUGGACCGUGGUGUUCCCGUGGACGCUGCUGUUCCUGUGGACGCUGCUGUUCCCAUGGACCGUGGUGUUCCUGUGGACCGUGCUGUUCCCGUGGGCACUGCUGACUGUGCUGUCCCCGUGGACGCUGCUGUUCCCGUGGACUGUGCUGUUCCCAUGGAUGCGGCUGACUGUGCUGUUCCCGUGGACGCUGCUGUUCCCGUGGACGCUGCUGUUCCCCUGGAUGCGGCUGACUGUGCUGUUCCCAUGGACACUGCUGUUCCCGUGGACCGUGCUAUUCCCAUGGACGCUGCUGUUCCUGUGGAUGCUGCUGUUCCUGUGGAUUGUGCUGUUCCCGUGGACCGUGCUGUUCCCAUGGGCCAUGCUGUCCCCGUGGACCGUGCUGUUCCCAUGGACCGUGCUAUUCCCGUGGACCGUGCUGUCCCCGUGGACGCUGCUGUUCCUGUGGACUAUGCUGUUCCCCUGGAUGUGGCUAACUGCUGUUCCCGUGGACUGUGCUGUUCCUGUGGAUGCUGCUGUUCCCGUGGACGCUGCUGUUCCCAUGGACCGUGGUGUUCCCGUGGACGCUGCUGUUCCCGUGGACCAUGGUGUUCCUGUGGACACUGCUGAUUGUGCUGUCCCCGUGGAUGCUGCUGUUCCCAUGGACUGUGGUAUUCCCGUGGACCGUGCUGUCCCCGUGGACUGUGCUGUUCCCACGGACUGUGCUGUUCCCGUGGACCGUGCUGUUCCUGUGGACGCUGCUGUUCCUGUGGAUGCUGCUGUUCCUGUGGAUUGUGCUGUUCCCGUGGACCGUGCUGUUCCCAUGGGCCAUGCUGUCCCCGUGGACCGUGCUGUUCCCAUGGACCGUGCUAUUCCCGUGGACCGUGCUGUCCCCGUGGACGCUGCUGUUCCUGUGGACUAUGCUGUUCCCCUGGAUGUGGCUAACUGCUGUUCCCGUGGACUGUGCUGUUCCUGUGGAUGCUGCUGUUCCCGUGGACGCUGCUGUUCCCAUGGACCGUGGUGUUCCCGUGGACGCUGCUGUUCCCGUGGACCAUGGUGUUCCUGUGGACACUGCUGAUUGUGCUGUCCCCGUGGAUGCUGCUGUUCCCAUGGACUGUGGUAUUCCCGUGGACCGUGCUGUCCCCGUGGACUGUGCUGUUCCCACGGACUGUGCUGUUCCCGUGGACCGUGCUGUUCCUGUGGACGCUGCUGUUCCCGUGGACGCUGCUGUUCCCCUGGAUGCGGCUGACUGUGCUGUUCCCAUGGACACUGCUGUUCCUGUGGACGCUGCUGUUCCCAUGGACCGUGGUGUUCCUGUGGACCGUGCUGUUCCCGUGGGCACUGCUGGCUGUGCUGUCCCCGUGGACGCUGCUGUUCCCGUGGACCGUGCUGUCCCUGCAGUGCUUGUGUUCGUGCGUGGGGCUGUUACUGCCCGUGUGCUCGUGUUUGUGAACAGAGACGUAAACAGUCACACGGCAAAAACACAUGUCAGUGAGUGGAGCUCAAACCCUAUUUUCUUUUCAUUUCGGGUUGUCUGUGAGAAGACAUUGAAAGACACUGAAAUCGGGUAGGUAAUUAAUUCACACGCACCUACGAGAGAAGAAAGAACACACAAACUAUUUGUAACAUUUUGUAACCACUGAAAUUAAUGUAGUGUGAAUUUGUCAUUUCCACCCAAAGUUACAGAUUUUCUAUAUUAUAAUUUAAUCUCUUUAAUGUAAAAAGAAUAGGAAUUUUGCCCUUUCUGGCCUCUCGGGAGGCAAGAACUGGUGUAUCUAAUUAUCUGAACACACACGAACAUAGAGGAAUAGCGAGCAGUGAAAUUAUACCUCGGCCGGAACGACUCCGUGUUUUCUGAUUAAACUCUCUUUCUGGAGCCCUUAGCGAUCA
Messenger RNA from Felis catus (domestic cat), 3623 nucleotides. RefSeq lists its product as uncharacterized. The record is from RefSeq and is a predicted model, not a curated record. NCBI's taxonomy places the organism in Eukaryota, Metazoa, Chordata, Mammalia, Carnivora, Felidae. The transcript is spliced from 3 exons. The coding region runs from base 1654 to 2811 and encodes 385 amino acids.